Molecule: messenger RNA, 2007 nt
Organism: Strongyloides ratti
Lineage: Eukaryota; Metazoa; Nematoda; Chromadorea; Rhabditida; Strongyloididae
Product: Peptidase S9, prolyl oligopeptidase, catalytic domain and Six-bladed beta-propeller, TolB-like domain-containing protein
Exons: 2
Coding region: 1-2007 (668 amino acids)
Biological process (GO): proteolysis
Molecular function (GO): serine-type peptidase activity
Source: RefSeq, a predicted model, not a curated record
AUGACGUCUCAACCCUUAAUUAAAGAAUAUGGCAGUUGGUCUUCUGUUAUUGACACAUCAUUUUUAAGUUCAGGAAAUUGUAAAGCUAUUUGUGAAUUGCAAACAUCAAAAGAUUCUGUUUUUUGGGUUGAACAAACUUUUCCAAAAGGUAGACGUGCAUUAUUUCAAUUUAAUCCUAAAAUUAAUAAAAUAAUUGAAUGGACAGAUGAGCAAACAAAUGUUGCUGCUGCAAUUCAUGAAUAUGGUGGUGGAGCAUUUCAUGUUUCAAAAAGUAAUUCUAAUGAUGUAUUUAUUACACAGGGUAGACAGAUAUGCUUAUUAAAAAAACCAAAAGACAAAAAUAUGAAAUCAAUAAUUAAUUUGGAUCUUCAUAAAGAUAAAAUUGAUGUUCGUCAUGCUGAUUAUGUUUAUCAACAUCCUUUUAUUUACAGUGUAAGAGAAGAAUUUUUAAAAGAAAAAACUGAACCAGAUAACUUACUCGUUUCUAUAAACAUUGAAACUUCUGAAGAAAAUAUUAUAGCUUCAGGUUCUGAUUUUUAUGCAUGUCCUCGAUUAAGUCCAUGUGGUAAAUAUAUUGCAUGGAUAGAGUGGAAAAAACCAAAUAUGCCAUGGGAUACUUCUUCCAUUGUUGUUGGAGAAAUUGAAUAUGGAAAAAUAAUAAGACAAAUAAAAGUAGAACAUAAUGAUAGAAGUUAUGCUGCAGUUGGAUGGCCAGAUAUAGCUAUUGAUAAUAAUGUUUAUUUUUUUGCUAUUGAUGACAGUGAAGAUAAAUGGAAUGUAUACAAAUAUUUGUUAAAUAAGGAUACCUUUUCUCUUGAAAUGAAAGAAAAUCUUACAAAUGCAUCAAAUGAUGUUGGUGUCCCAUUGUGGCAAUUAGGAAGUGAACGUGUAUUUGCUGUAUCAAGUAAAGAAAAUACUAUCGUUUAUGUUGAAAAAGAAAAUUUAAAAAUUAAUAAAUUUUCUAAAUAUGGGAAACAUGAUUUUCCAAAAAACAUUCCUGUUAACGGAUAUACAAAUUUUUCAUCUUUAGCUUUUGGAUCAUCUGAUUCAAAUAUAUUAUAUUGUAUAGCAUCUGGUCCAAGAUGUCAAUAUGCAGUUAUUGGAAUUAAUAUUUUUGAUGGAACUAUUAAUGUUGUUCGUGAAUCAUUUCCUUCAGAAAAAUUGGAAAAUAUUCCAAUUUCCGUUCCUGAAGAAAUAUCUUUUAUUUCUGAUGAUACUAUAGUUAGUGGAUAUUUUUAUCCUCCAUAUAAUCCAGAAUUUAAAGCUCCUGAAAACACUUUACCUCCUGUUAUAUUUCUAGCUCAUGGAGGUCCUACUGGACAAGCUUAUAAUAACUUAGAUUUUAAGAAACAAUUUUAUACUAGUAGAGGUUUUAGUGUUUUUGAUAUUAAUUAUCGUGGUUCAACUGGACUUGGGCGAAUGUUUAGAGAUAAACUUAAAUUCAAUUGGGGAAUAGUUGACAGAGAUGACAUGAUUAAUGGAGCAAAACAUCUUAUUUCAAAAAAACUUGUAGAUCCUAAUAAAUUAGCAAUUUAUGGAUCAUCUGCUGGCGGUUAUCUUGUUUUGUCUGUACUUCUUCAUCCAACUGUACCUCCGCCAUUUAGUGCUGCAGUUUCAGUUUAUGGUGUAGCUGAUCUAAUGGCACUAAAUGAAGAGACUCAUAAAUUUGAAGCACUUUACAAUGACCAAUUAAUUGCUCCUUGGCCAAGUGGAAAAAAUGUUUAUUAUGAAAGAUCACCUAUUAAUCAUAUUGGAAGACUAACCACACCAAUUCUUUUCAUGCAUGGAUUAAGAGAUAAUAUUGUUUCACCAAAACAAACAUUUCAAUGUUAUGAAACUGUUAAGUCAAAUAAUGUUAUGACAGAUCUUAUUAUUUUCCCUGAUGAGGGACAUGGAUUCAGAACAGCAGAGGCUGUUCAAAAAAGCACAGAAGCAACAUACUUCUUUAUCUGUAAAGCACUAAAUAUUAAACCUCUUAGUUUAGAGUCACAAGAUACGGAUAGUUAA